AACUUGAAAUUCUAAAUGAAACGCACAAGCAAGUGCUUUCUGGUCUUAUUUCUUCAGUGUUAGUUUACAAUAGGCUAACGUUAACUUGUAUGAUGUUUGGCUUUGUACGAGCACUCAAAUGCACCAGAUAUACACCCAAACAAAACGUCUUAACCCAGCGUUUCUACAUUAACUCUAAAUCUGCAAAAAGUGGAGUCGGCGCUGUGGAGAGCGUAUUUGUGAUGGCCUUUAUCUCGAUUGCUGUCCUUGGUCCGGCUGGAUGGAUCCUGUCCAACUCGUGUGACUCCCACAGAAAACGGCCAUGACUGAGAAGGAUGUCAACAGACGAAUGUCAGAUACCCCUUUAUAGUCUAUGGGAUGGAGUUCAACAUUAUGAUUAAACCCUUUACCCAAACCUA
Molecule: messenger RNA, 398 nt
Organism: Carassius gibelio (silver crucian carp)
Lineage: Eukaryota; Metazoa; Chordata; Actinopteri; Cypriniformes; Cyprinidae
Product: cytochrome c oxidase subunit 8B, mitochondrial
Exons: 2
Coding region: 90-305 (71 amino acids)
Biological process (GO): mitochondrial electron transport, cytochrome c to oxygen
Source: RefSeq, a predicted model, not a curated record